AUGAUCUACCUCGUUGCCUGCAUCCUCGAGCGACUGUUUGGCCCGGACACGAUCGACGAGAUUGAGGCAAUCCGUGGUGACUUGACAAUUCCUGAAAUCAUUGAUGGAGUAUCGAGGCCAUCUGCUGAACAGGUGUCUGGCGCACCGGCCGCAGUGGUAACCCCAGUCGCCAUGUCUGGCGUCACGCCUGCCUCUGAUGAUGUGGCCACCCUAAACGGCGGCGCUGAGACAUCUGCAAGUUCUGUGCAUACUGCAGCCAAUGGCGCACAGCCUGCGCCAUCAGGGUCGAUUUCAUCCAGUUCACUGUUUGCCCAUUCGGCCGCCCCUUCCGCAUCAAGCCUUGGCAAUGCUCCAUCCAAUGUCCCCUCAGCACCGGCACCAAAGCCUGUGACCUCCGCGUUUGGAAACCUUCAAUCGACGCCGAAUGCGUUCGGAUCUUCGACUGCAUUUGGCGUGGCGGCUUCCACAUCUGCGUUUAGCAGUAGCACCAGUGAAUCGAAGUCAAAUUUCGCCACACCUUCAGGAUCGUCAAGUGCUCCUACAAGUAUAUUUGCUGCAUCGCAGCCAGUCGCCUCUGUUUUCAAUGGUCCGAUAUUCCCAUCGUCGUCCAGUAGCCCUUUCCCUGCUGGCUCGUCAACCGUUUUCGGUCCCAGCAAGCCGGCCGCGCCGAUUGUCUCCAGCGCUGGCAGCUCCAAUCACAAUACAUUGCCAUCAUCUGUGUCACAACCUUCAACAUCCCUGAAUCCUUCUGCUCCUAUGUUUGCACCCGCGUCGGCGAAGCCUCUAUCUACUACUACAUCCAACCUCUUCCCCACUACCCACCAAUCAUCUGUUCUUGCGACUCCACUCGCACCUGCUGCGAACAAUAACUCUUGGCCGACGGCCCCGCAAAUCCCUUCAUCUGCAGCGACAUCCCAGCCGCUCGCCAGUACAUCUAAUAUCUUCUCCCCACAAGCGCCGCAAUCUACCCAAAGUCAUCCUACACCCUCAACGUCGAAAGCUCACGACGAGAAGGCGUCACCCACGCCGUAUACCCCUCGUAUUGUCGAUCGCUCACAAACGUUAUGGGACGUCCCAGGCGACCCUUCCCUUCGCAAGAAAGCUGCUCGAGAUCAGCUGCAGCUAUCAAUAUCGGUUGCUGGAAGUUCGAGCGAUGUACAGUCCGCUCCAUCUCCUGUAGCGCCUCCGCCAUUAGGCAGGAUCCAACCUUUGUCCCUUCCCCCCACGCCGACUGAACGGUCCUUUGAAACCAUCCCUCAAUCGGCUUCGCGCAAGUUGAGCCCUCAGAAAAAGAAGUCGCUGUUGGGCUUUUUUGCACUCCAACCGACAUCUCCGACUUCGGCUGAGAUACUCAGCCCCCUUCAGCUCAGUUCGCCAGGUGGCUCUAAGCUUUUCUCUGCACCAGAGAAUAGUCCAACGCCACAACAGCGGGCAGGAUCACCGUCUGUUCUUGUUGAAUCGCCGACUCGUGCGACUAUUUCCCAGUCUGCCUCUGACGCGACAAGGCGCACACCUGCCAGGCCCAAAACCAAUGCAGAGAUUACUAUCUUGAACACGCGCGCUGCAGAAUACCGAAACGGACAUCCUUUCAGACUGUUGAGGAUGGCAUGGAGGGCCUGGUUCAGGAGGAGCACCGGUAACGGUUUAACCCCUGACCAGUACUUCGCGAGAAAUGCCGCCUGGAACGAAUCAUGCAAUCGCAGCAUACAGUACGCCGAUAACGUGCAACGUCAGCGGAUGUCCAGCAGUUUCAGCACAGGCUCCAUAGCCAGCAAGCCUCGUCAAGAGCAGAACAAGCGAAGACGCGUCUCUACCAUGGAGUCGUCGCAGGCCAAGCGUAGUCGGCGUCGAGUGGCCGGCAUUAAUGUACAACCAUUAAACGACGAGGACUUGCUCCGCCGGUUGAAAGAGGUGCAGCGUUUAUUCUUGUCGCUUGACGGCGAUCUUGCGCGCAUCCACAACCACGAAGAACAUAAGCGACGAUGGGCACAGGGUUCUUUCCUACGGUCCAUACGGAUCCGAGUCCGGAGCUCCAGUCCAAAAGGCCGUCCACACAUCCAGUGGCGUACUUGGCUAUCAUUGAAUCCCGAAAACGACGGGACUGCGAUUUGGCUGGAACACAAGUUUGAUGUACCGUCCUCUGGGUCUUGGGAUUCUGAGACUGUGUUCUCAAUCCCUGCGAUACCCGAUCCGAAAGGAGUGCGCUCACGAGGUUCACCCGGUCUCAUUGUCUUCGAGCGCACACCACUAGAGGACCUGCCCGACGAAAUCGAGAGGAAGUACCGUAUCCUUGACGAUUGCUCGCGCCUGCGUGACAUCAUCGACAGUCUACCUCAGGACGAAGAUCUCCGCUUCAUACCGUCCUUACUCGUCAUUGACUGGGUAGACAGCUCGGAAGGGUCCCAGGCAGCUGUCGACUUCGUGACUAUGACGGAGAAACUUGUUUCCGACGGUAUCAUCAAGGGUGUAUCUACCCUCACAGUCUCCACCAAGAUGUCCGAUCCGGAUGGAAAGAUGGUCGAUAUUCUGAAUUCGAUGCCCCUCGAUGUUGAAGAUCGGUUUGUCGUCAGCAUUUCUUGGGAAGACCUCACAAAUCGCUUCCUCUUACUUUUCAAGGAGGCGGUUUCGGAAUGGUUGGACAGUUGCUGGAACGGCGACAAACGUUAG
Messenger RNA from Postia placenta MAD-698-R-SB12, 2667 nucleotides. RefSeq lists its product as hypothetical. Bases 1 to 2667 code for a protein of 888 amino acids. NCBI's taxonomy places the organism in Eukaryota, Fungi, Basidiomycota, Agaricomycetes, Polyporales, Adustoporiaceae. The record is from RefSeq and is a predicted model, not a curated record. The transcript has 5 exons.